AUGGGCACUCUCUUAGGGCAGUUGCUUACCUGCUGUACCGCAGAAAAUUUGAAUGGCAAAACCUUUGCCACGACGCCAGCUAUCCCCAACCCACCAGAUGCCGUCUCCGUAAUAUCGAAGGCAUACCCCCACAUCUUCGAUCCGAUAGUCGGACGGACCCACGAGGCACUCAUGCUAACAGCGCAACUGGGGACGCAUCUUGCUCACGCGGAAGUCCAAGACAUGCCAAACACAGGUUGGCAGGUGUACACUUCAACGUGCUCGUGCGGCUGUCGCUUCUUUCAGAAGUAUGCUGACUGCAUUCACUUGGUGCAUGCGCUCUCCGUCCGUGGUCUGUUACGUGCUGGAAAGCGAGAAACGCUGGUGUAUCGAGGCCCCAAUAAAGCGCGCCGCUUGAUGGGCGAGCUAAAAGCGUCUGGUCGCCCUGCUCAAAGCAGCUACGCUAUUGAUAAGAACUAG
Phytophthora infestans T30-4 is the source of this 459-nucleotide messenger RNA. RefSeq lists its product as uncharacterized. Lineage: Eukaryota; Oomycota; Peronosporomycetes; Peronosporales; Peronosporaceae. The transcript is spliced from 2 exons. Bases 1 to 459 code for a protein of 152 amino acids. The record is from RefSeq and is a predicted model, not a curated record.